AUGGAAUCUGUGAACUGUAAUUACACGAAAGUAAUCAAAGGUCAGGAAGGAAUAAAGGUGAGGUUUGUGGAAGAUUAUCUGGAGAUAGGGAACUUGGAAUAUAUACCCACAUGUACUAAAGGUGUGGUAUUUGAUAAAGUAUCAUCCUAUUACUCUUACUACAAAAAUUCCAUUCAAGAGAUUACUCUUGAUGAAGAUCAAGAAAUUAUAAAGUUGUUUCUUGAAAAUAAUGAUUUGUUUCCAAAAAUUGCCCGAAUCAAUCCUUCUUUUCUUGGAGAUGAUGAUGAUAAAUCCGUAAGAGAUGGAAUAGGCGUGAUUGGUGAGAAAGGAGAGAAUUAG
Messenger RNA from Dovyalis caffra, 339 nucleotides. Lineage: Eukaryota; Viridiplantae; Streptophyta; Magnoliopsida; Malpighiales; Salicaceae. The record is from the annotation of a GenBank genome assembly.